CUGCUUUAAUCCUCUUUGCUUAAUACAGAUUUCCCCCUUGCUUUCAGAGUGAGCAUUUCAUUACAUAUCUUGAAUGUCUAGUAUAUAUAAUCAAGAUAUUAAGCAAAUGAAUAUUUAUUAAAUACCAAGAAUGUGACCAAUGUUUGCCAGAUAGUUGGGAAGAGCAGUUGGAUAAUUCAAAUUAUGAAAGUUAUUUCUUGGUUAGAAACGUGUUCAGUAGCAAAAACUCUGACUUGAGCAGCUUAAACAAAUAGGAGUUUGUAUUUCUCAAGUAAGAGGAGGUCCAGAGGUAGAGAGUUGCUGGUGUGUGAUAAAGUCAGGGCCAAUAUCUCUGUGUUUCUCUUUGCCUUUUUUUUUUUUUUUUUUCAUGCUGGUUGCUUUAUUUUCACAAAAUAGCGGCUACAACUGAAAGUAUAAUAUCCAUAUUUGAAGGGAGAGGAAGAAGGCACCUGAAGGAUUUCUUUUUACCUCUAUCAGACAAGAAAAAGCUUUCUCAGAAACCAGCCUCUCAAGCAGAUUGCCACAUAGAUCUUAUUGACUGAAACUGGGUCCCAAGGCCACCCUUGGUUGCUAGGGAGGCAAGGGAAUCAGGGAACAGAUUUGUCAUCAUUGGCUUAGAAAUGUCAUAGCUCAUCAUUCAGGACUGAGCACAUUGCCACUCUGAACAAAAUAGUAGUCCGUAGGUAGGAAGAAAUGUGGGGAUUGAUAUUGGGUAGGCAUGAGUGUCUACACCAGUGGUACUAGUCAAAAAACAAAAAACAAAACAACAAAAAAAGGAAAAUUAAUGUGGACUACAAAAGCUGGAAAAUGAUGGCUGUGAUACAGCAUAAGCUGGACUACAAGAUAACUAGAGCAAUUAGACUGAUAAAAGAAUAAUUACUGGACACUCCAACUACAGGAAGAACAAAAGCUUAAAAGCAGGAACAUAUAAGCCAUAUAUGGGUUAUUUAGUACGUGCUUACUGAAUCAUAGUAAAUGAAUGUGUAAUAUUCCAACACAGAAGUCCAGACGUGAUUUAAUAAAUCAUGGAGAUAACAGAAUAGAAAAUUUAAAAUUUAGGACUCCCUUGGCAAUACCAAGAUAAAGGGAAACACUCAUAUAGUAUGGCUACGCUCUAGGGUACUCAUCAAGGAGUACUGGAACCUGGGAUGCCUAAACAAGGUAGAGCAAGAAAUGGAGGCUGAAAUACCAAGUUAAUCAUUUGAACUUGAUCUGUGAAAACCUGAAUAUGUUUCUGGGAUCAAGUUUUUGAUAAUAUGCAAGUUAUAGCCUCCAACAGGCCCUCCAACUAUUGGAAGCAUCAGGCUUGUUGCUGUCACUUGCUCCUCGUUUCUCUAAGUUCUGUUCUCUGUGACCUUCAGGGAUUUCCACUAUGAAAGGAGCUUUGGGAAAAUGAGAAGUAGUUCAUUGGAGAUUUCUAGAUUCCUACUUUACAAUAAUUGACAUUUUACAUUUAUUCAGUUUCUUUCUAUGACAGUCACUUUAUUGUAGUUUUUAGUUCAUUAAAAUACCUGACAACAAGCUGUUUACCUUCUAAUCAAGAAUUUAAAUGUCUUGAUUUUUAAGCAAAGAAAAGAAUUUAAUACUGUUCAAAAAAAAUUGAGUUGGUCAAAAGGAUAAUUUGAUUGGCUUUUGCUGUUGGUGCUGAUUUAACCAGACAACUCAGCCGAGAGUCAAACUUGUUUCUGCAAAUACCACACAAGUAACUUCCACUAAUGGGAAAUUGCCUUUCUUAUUAUAGUCUUGCUUAUUUUCUGUCUAACAAAGGAUAAAGUGUCUUGUUCAAUUUUGUUUCCCGAACCCUAGAAUUUAAAUUUGGCUUACCAUCUGCAGUAUAGCUAAGUAGUAAACUGAAAUAAUAAAUGGAAGUAAUUUUAUUUUUGAAUUGCACCUCCGUGAAUCCCACAUAAUUUCAAGGACUUGACAUUAUUUUUUGUUUUUACAACCUAAACAUUACCUGAAAAAUAAUGCCAAUAGAGUGAGGGAUAGGCACAGAUUAAAAUGUGCAACCUUAGGUAAUGGCAUUUCUAACACCCUUAUGGUCUAUAGCCAUUUAAUGUUUGUUUAUUACUUGAGACUUCAGCAUCUUUAGUUGGAUUAGAAGAAUUCAGAUUAUUUGAGCUGAAGAGUAAUUCUUAUUUUGGCAAAAGAACAUCUAUUUUAUUUUAAUUGACUGAGUUAUAUAUUUUCAGUGACAGAUCUUUAACUCCUCCAAAGACUGUAACAUUAUUAAUAUUGCACUUGGAUAAGUCAGUUUACCUGGGCAUUGUUUUUUUGUUUGUUUGACUCACAAUGUUGUGUUAGUUUCAGGUGUACAGCAAAGUGAUUCAGUUUCUCAUAUAUAUAUAUAUAAAUAAUUUUUCAGAUUAUUUUCUAUUCUAGGUCAUUACAAGAUAUUGAAUAUAGUUCCAUGUGCUAUACAAUAGGUCCUUGUUGUUUAUCUAUUUUAUAUAUAGUAGUGUGUGUCUGUUAAUCCCAAACUCCUUAUUUAUCCUUACCCCUCUUUCCACUUUGGUAACCAUAAGUUUGUUUUCUAUGUCUGUGAGUCUGUUUCUGUUUUGUAAAUAAGUUCAUUUAUAUCAUUUUUUAGAUUUCACGUAUAAAUGGUACCAUAUAUGUCUUUCUGUCUGAUUUACUUUACUUAGUAUGAUAAUCUCUACAUCCAUCCAUGUUGCCACAAAUGGCAAUAUUUCAUUCCUUUUAUGGCUGAGUAAUAUUCCAUUAUAUAGAUAUGCCACAUCUUCUUUAUCCAUUAAUCUGUUGAUGGACACUUAUGUUGCUUCCAAGUCUUGGCUAUUGUAAAUAGUAAUGCUAUGAACUGGGCAUCAGUUUUUUUUUUUUCUUUUUAUUGAGUUAUAAUCAGUUUACAAUGUUGUGUCAAUUUCUGGUGUAAAGCACAAUUUUUCUGGGCAUCAGUUUUAUCAUCUGCAGAAUGGAGUCGCUGGACUUACAUGAUCUCUAGCUACUUUCAGUUCUAAAAUUGCUCUCAUUUUUCAGUUCAAUUCAGCAGAUAUUAAUGGAAUACUCACAAAGUGCAAAUCAAUAUAGUAUAACCUAGAUGGAUACAGAGAUGAAUAUUGUGAUCUUUUCAUGCAAGUACUUUACAACAGGAUGCCUUCAAGAUUGAGAUGUGUAUUUCCCAACACAUCCUAGCUCCUGAUGUUUGGGAUGCCAUUUAUGAAUGAGGGUAUAUGAUUUAUUACCAAGGGGGGAAGAAAUUCAUAUUUUUGUUAAUGUUUCUCUUAUCUGGAUAUGAAAAACCAGAAGUCUGAACUAUCAUUUUAAUAAUGUGCAAUUGUGUCCCACCUUCAUUGCAAAUAAUUUAGAGCACUCCAGACCAUUAUCUCAUUCAUCCCUAAAGAAGCCCAAUCCAAGUAGAAAAGGGUAAUAUAGGUACUUACAUUUUAGUGAUUAGAAAACUAGACCUAAAUUUCCUGGAGCAAUUUCAGUGAUUAGAAAAAGUGGACCUAAAUUUCAAUGAGCAAGUGAGUGAGAGCAGGUAAAAAUCUAGGGACCCUCACUCUAGGUCUGCAUAGCCAGCUUCCUUUAUGAGUGACAGUUUCUUUUAGCAAGUUCUACAGAACCUGAUUGCAAAACUAUCUUCCACAUCUGAUCCUUCCUUAUUCUUUACCUAAACAGCAGCUUAGCCAUUGACGAUUUCAAAUGUAUCACCAGGGGAAAAAAAAAGGGUGUAGUGGAAGAAUGGAACGUGAACAGCAACAAAUGUGAUACUCAGGCUGUGAUGUGGUGAUACAACAUUCCAGUCUUUGGUUUGCAUUAAAAUUAGAAGUGAAGGAAAGUUGGGGACUCCUUCAUCAACCUGAUCUAUAAACAUUUGACUAUAGGCCCAGCAGCCAUAGAGAAACCUGUGCUUUUGCUAGGUGAGAACAUUAUUCUAAACACACCACCCUGGAAACUCUGCCUCAGUUCUUGGUUAUCACUAGAAUUUUCCUAGCCUGCUUUUCAGGGGAGUCAGGAACAUAAGGAAUUAUUUCCGUUUACAAAUCUUGCAAGCAGCAACUUGGAAACAGAUGAUUAUAUUUUCUUUACCUAAAUCUUCCUAGGUAGUAAAAAAGCCAUAUCCGUGUUUCGUCUCAUGGUUUCCUUAGUCAAAAAUUUGCAUCUGAGGCCUAGGAAAAUGUUUGGUCUUCACAAUCGAAUGUUUAAACAGGUGCACACAGCACUGGCUGAGGAAGUCUCCUCCUCUGGAAAUCCUGACGUUAAGAGAAAGGUUCUCAUGCCAGCUUUCAUGAAUGCUUGUGAAGGAAAGUUCAGGUGAUUCUUAAGUCUUAUUACCUGGGUUACCGACCCACUGGCCUCCCUCCCAUUCUGUGUUCUCAUGAAGAAAUUGAUUUAAUAGAUUCAAGAUAUUAUUAAAUACAUUCUGCAUUAAUAUUAUAUGUCCUCUUUGAAUCCAAGUGGCAAUACAAUAGAACUUCAUUUUAUAAAUAACACCUUUCAAGCUAACACCACAGGGCACAGUACAAAAGAAUCAAAAUAGAACACAAAUGCUGUAAUCAAAUGCAGACCCCAGGAAGGCUGAUUAAAAAGGCAUGUUGCUAGUGAGAGCAGCCAACAGGGUAAGUAUAGUGGGUCAGAGCAGAAAAGCCAGCUGAACAGAAGGGCAAACUAAAAUAAAACGGACUUGCCUGCCUGACUCACAUGAACCUAUGACUCUCCUUUGUCAUCAUCUCCUUUCGGACUCAGGAAUUGCAAGAGAGAGGGGCACGUGUGUGUUUUUUGGGGAGGUGAGGAUCAAAUAUAUGGAGGGUCAUUAGGUUUAUCCUUAGUCUUCACACACAACACAAACAAAAGAAAAUCCUAGAGACAACUGCCGGCAGCUGGCAGCAAUGCCUACCAUGUGAUUGUGAGACAGCCCAGCAGGGCUUGCUUUGCUUGAUAAUACAACUGGUUUUCAGAAAACACAACUGGAGAAACAAGGAGGUCCUUUUCAGAAUAGUGAGAACAGAUAGUGCUGCUGUGGCCAGGGCAUGAGUAAAGAUGAAUGGAUGGGUGAGAUGGGUGCUUUGCGGUCUUGGUCUUGAGACAGUCUCCUCUCCAUUGGCCCCUCUUCUCACCCAGUACCUUUCUGUGCUGUCAGCCUCUCACCACCACAACCCUUUCUAAUGUCAAAGGUUUGUGUUUUAAAACCCUGCCUUUAAUUAUGGGACAAAAGAUUCUGUCCUCUUCCUGAAGCAAGUAAGAAAUUAGAUGACAAAGCAGAGGUAUUUGAAUUUGCCUCCCCAUCUAUGUGUAAAAUCAGUUCUGACAGUGAUCACCGUGUACCUUGAGAAAUGCAUUAAAUUGAUCAGUUACUGAUGCUUUUCUGUUUAAUAUUGAGGGUCGAACAAUACAGGACAAAAAUCAGAGGAAAACAAUUUCUGCUAAAUAUGUAAAAUAUUUUUCUGAGAAAUUGAAUUCUGUUAACAGCCUACCCAAAAAUUGUGUCAUGGAACAGCAAAUAUGGGUUCUAGAGUCAAUUAAAAGAAAAAGAGAGAGGAAGGGGGAAAAUGAGGUAAUUUUUACCACUCCUGAAGCUGUAGGUUGUUUGUAAUGACUCUCCUGGUUACCCAGUUAGUUGAAAUUCCAGACUGGGAUACUAAUGCAUAAAUGUAGGUCAGUAGUUUAGUAUUGCUGUACAUUUUUUCUUAAUCUCUUAAUUGUAAACAGAACAUACGCAGACAGCAUUUGGGAAUAAAUGUUCAUUAUGCAAAUACUAGUAUUACUACUUUUACUUACUAGAAUGCUAUUUUCCCUAAUUCUGACAGUAUUUAUUUAGGUAUGCUGAGAGUCAGUAUAUUAGUAAAGGUGGGCAGCAAGUCUAGUAAGUAGUAUAGUAGGUAAGAGAUCCCUGGAUUGUAAUCUCCAAAGUGAGUUAUUUCAUAAACUAUGUAAGUAAAUAAUUCUACCAGUUAUCAAUGUACUGCCUCUCAGAUCCAAAUUUACCCUUCCUUGCCUGCUCUACAAAGAUGUAUAGGGGUCAUUUAAGUAUUUUUCCUUUCCCAACUGAAUGAGUGUGCUUUAUCAAUAGAGGAUUCCGAGAGACAUCAUAGGAAGAAGAGGUUUUCCUCCCUGGCUCCUGUGAACUUUUUUGGGAGGCUCCUACUGUGUGCAUGGCUUCUCCAAGGCCUGCCUCUUGCAGCAUACACAGCUGCAUUGGUGCACAGCAGCUGAAGCACCGGUAGCUUCUCCAGUGCCCAGCAGCCAGCAGCUACCUCCAGCACCCGUGCACAACCAUGCACACAUAAACACCUUGGGUGGUUGGUUUAUGCAGCAGUGUGCCUCAGAUGAGACAGCCUUCCCAUGAACAGCUCUCCUGGCACCCUAGAGUACAGAUUUCCAGCAAGUUUUGCUGACACAGCUCUCCAGCAAUUUCUCUGCCAGUCAUUCAUUCAUUGUCUGUGCCUCAACCAACAAGUCUGAAUCCCAGUCCAGGGGCAUAAGGGACUCUUCCUUGGGCACUCUCUAUCAGCCCUAGAAGUUGUGGUUGUUCCUGAUAUUUGCUUAUUCUUAUAUAAUUUACAAUUCUCUUUACUUCUUACUAGUUACUCCCUAAUUAUUCCAAUCCCCUGUUAUAGUUAAUAAUUCUUCAGAUUAAAUUUUCCCUGUUCAAAUUGCUGUGUGGUUUCUGUCUCCUAAUGGACCCUGACUGAUACGUGACCAAGGAAUAUUAAAAUAAUCUGUAUUGUUUGGGAAUAGGGGAAGGUAAAUAUGCCAAGUCAUCUCUUAAUGGAAUGGGUUAGCAUUACCCAGACCUGCUAUUAGAUGAACAACAAGUUUUGAGAAUUUGAUGCUAGAUUGAAAGGUGACAUAAGAAUAUGACCCUAUCUACUACUUUUAACUGUACAUAUGGUUUUAAGGACCCAAUUUUAAAACAUUUUACUUGAUUUCAGUAAGAGUUUUUUUAAAAAAUACAAACUAUAAUAAAGCAAACAACAAAAGUCUAGACUCAAAAUUCAUUUGUUGGUCUUGAAAUAAUGUUUCAAAAUAAUAACACUAUUAUGUGAAUUUGUAGACUAUUAACGCUAGGAAAAUAAUGAUCCACGUCAUUUUUUGAGACCUCAUAGCAACAGCAGUAGAUACUGUUAUUAUCCCUAUUUUACAAAUAGAAAAAUAGAGGUUUGAGGUUAAGGAACUGGCCUAACAUGGUAUAUGUAGUAUGUUUCAGAGCCAGAAUUUGAACUUAGAUCUGCCAGUGUGCCUUGGCUCUAAACCAUUGCACCCUGCUUCCCGAACACUAUCAUUGAAACAAAUAGCAAGCUACCUGGGAGAACAGACACAGUGCUUGUUUGUGUUGUAUUCAUCAAAGAUCCAGAAAAAGAAACUUGAACGUAUCCCUAGAACGUAUAGCACACCCCGAGAUAUUGCAAAGACGAUCUGUUACUCUUGCCUAACAAGACAUGGACAAACUGGAUGAGCACUGGUGAUCAAAUCCCCAGAACCAAAGUGUUAACAGCGUAUCAAAAAUCCAGCAGCCUUUAUUCAGAGCUGAAUUGAAGGCAGAUGAAAUAUUAACAGCCGUUCUAGCAGCCCAAGAUGAAAUAUGAGAUCCUGUAUCAGAAAUUAUUAGUAACCUGUUAAAAGAAAUGCUGAAAAAUGGCAGUUACCAAAUUAAAACUGGGAAACAGAGCCCAAAUGGGAAAUUUCAAAAAGUUUGGAGGAAAAUAAAUGACAGAUUGUCCUCUUGGCUCUUAUCACUAUGCCAUCCUAAAUCCUACUUGGCAAUACACGGUGGAGGUGAAAUAAGAACUGCAUCUCUGCCAGUGCUGGUCCUCAAGUCUGCAGUCCUAAGUGUCUGUGAGGGUGUCUGGGAUUGACUGGAAAAGUAGUUGGAAUUUGGUAGCUUUAUCUAAAUUGAAGAGUCUGGAGACUCUUAUUAUGAAAGGCUUCCUCUCAUUUGUGAAUUGGCCCCUUUGCUCCACUUUUGGAUGCCUGGCUUCCUCCAUGCCGAGCUGCACUCAGUGUUUCUACAUGGGAAAGCUAUUCUCCUUAAAUGCUUUCAAAUUUAAAGCAUCUAUCUGAUAUGUUCACGUUUAUGACUCAAAAUACCUAGCAUCAAAAAAAAAAAAAAAAAAAAAAAGAGAGAGAGGAAGAUUACAAAUACCAAAUACCGGGUGGUAAAUGAAGGCGAUAUUUUUCCAUCAGUUACUGAGAGCAGAGAAAUGACUGUAAGCAGAGUUGUUGAGCAGUUGGUGCCAGAGAGAAAAGGGAAAUGAGCUAUAGAACCAUAGAAUCUUAGUGUUGGCAGAGACCGUGAAGUUCAUGCAGUCCUACCCUAUCAUUUUUCAAUGAAGAGGCUGAGACGUGGGGAGUUAAGGGACCUGACUAGCCGUAGACACAUAGUUGUUUACUGACACUCAGGCCAAAAACAUUUCCCAACUCCCAGUCUGGAACUCAGUAGUUCAGCAUGCUACUGCCAUCCUCAACUGAAAAUUAACACUAACCCAGCCUGGAACAUAGAAGAAUUCAGCAUCUGUGGGGAGCAAGAAAAAUGAUGAAUUUUGAAAUGGAAAUCAGUCUGGGAAGAGGAGAGGGGAAAUGGAUGAUUCACCUUCAUUGUGACUCGAUGGCCAACUUUGUGCAAGACAUUUUGUAUCAGUUUACUCCCCCGUGCCUGCCCACAAAUAGUAAUAAUUUGGUGGUGCUUCCCCAGGGUUUAUAUUUAUGCAUUCAGAUUUGGUUUGCUUAGAGAAUUCUGCCAUAUGCAGGUUGUCUUGAUUGGUUUGUGGGUGGCAUUGCUGUUGAUUCCUGUUAUUUAUGUGAGCCUGACUUUUUUCUCUAGCACUAAAAUGUGCUCCAGAGUCUUUGUAGGGAGAAUCUUCUCCAAGGGGCACCCUAACUGAAGAACGGAUGUAGGUUCAAGAUGUAAGAAUUAUCUUCUGUUAACCCUGGUAUUCUGUUAAUCUCUUGGGGAACUUGGGCUAUAUGUGGACCUUUUAAGCAGGAUCAUGAAUUAGGUGAAAUAAUUUUCUUUAUUCGCAAGCACAGGAUCAUUUGAAGUAAACCAGCAACAAAGAAGACACAAUAAAAAUGUCUCGGUAGGACUCCCUGCAAAAUAACAGUAUGGGUCUUUCAGACCAGUCGAAUAUUUUUCAGAAUAGAGCAACCGGAAAUGAGAGAAUCAGACAGUAUGAUGAAAACUACAGAUGGAAGGCUUUGCAUGAAAAGUGAUUAUGGACAAGAGAGGGCUCAGGAGCGGGUAGGCGUGGAGUUGGAAAGGAGCGGGUAACUGAAAUAAGAGAAGAUAAUGCUUGACCAGGUCUAGUAAAAUAUUCCCUGCCACAACCACUGUUCCAUGAAGAGAUUGAGCCAAGAGGCCUGAAUAAACUAACCUUAAGUUCAGCGUUGCCAUUAUUGUGGGAGGCAUCAGGGAGAGCACAUCCGGACUUGUGUUACACAGUAAUCACUGCUGGGUGUCAGCAUUCAUCAGCCAGAUGGUCAGACCCACAAUUAAUCAAUUAGGCUGGGAUGAUCAACUGGACAAAGUUUUCCCCUUUGGUAAAAAACCCUCAUCAUGCGGUCAAGGCCGAUAGCACUUUUAUCCUGUUGCUUUUGGAGAAGCUUCUAAAAAUCACUCUUCUUUUUUAGGCCUCUAGUUUCUGAACGCUGUUAAGGUCCAAGCAGCUUUGACAACAUAGAUACCCCAAAUCAAGAUUUUUUUUUAACAUAAUAGGUUUUCAACAUCUUCUGUGUUCAUGUAUAAUGUUUAACAUAGCCAGGCAGAAAUAAGCUUUUUAAAGCAGCAUUCUUUGAGGAAUGUUGCCCAACUGAUUUUACCAGAGUCUCUGUGCCAGUUCCACUCAACACAGUGGAACGACACAGGAAAUGAUCCUUUCACUGGGCGCUUAUGAAGAUGAUAUGAUAAAUAAAAAGAAUAGCACUUUAUUAAGUAUUCACUUGUGGUGAAGACUGACAGACAUUAGUCAGUCCUUACAAUAAAUUUAGGGUGAUAAUAUUCCAUUGUAAAGAGAAGGAAACUGAGGCUAGAAAGUUCAUUUGCUCAAGGUUGAGCAUUUAUCAAAGAUGUGUUGAGAUGAUUUAAUACUCUCUGGAAUAAAAACUAAAAAAAAAUUUACUCUGCAUUUUUUGACACAUUUGUGCAUCUUUAAGGGAUAACAAUUAGGAAUAUAUGGUGGGUCCGUAUAAUUCCUUUUCAGAGCAGUUCAAAGAAAUCUCAUGGUAGUGUUUCCCAACUCUGCUGAUGGUACUCUCUUUACUGAAGUUCCUGAUGCACACCAUCUGAAUUUUGAGAUCCCUUUCUUCCUUAUUUUGGGGCCAUCACCACUAUUUGCUGAUAAUUCUGUCCCCCUGUCAGUCUCCUUAUCUAGGAGUGGUUCUCGGAGUUUGUUUCAUACACUAAGACCUUUCUUUAUCCAUUGGUUCAUCGCGUGAUUUGCUGCCUCCAAAACAAAAUGUCUGUCACCGAUUUGUUCUUUACAUUGAACCUGGUUUGUCCCUCUGACUGUUUUGUUUUUCCUCUCCUCUCGCUGUAUCACAGUCCAACUGCACAGGGAGAGGUGUUUGAAAGUCUUCUUGGUGGAAAGUGUCACUUCUGAUCGAGGUCUCUGCUGACCUCAUUGAGUAGAAAUAUGGACACAGUCUCACAUUUCUCUUGUGCUUCAUCUUAAACUUACGUCUCUUUUCUCUUAGCUCUUCUCUACCGACACCCAAGCUCAAUUUAAGGAGUGCUUCUCUUUAACCAUUUUGUGGCCAGUAUUUUGCAGGCUGUACAAGGAUACUAUUGACCCAAAUGUACAUUACUGAGAUAUUAGGCUUUUACUUAGAACUAUAUUAUUUUAUGGACUAUGAGGGUUCCUCUUGCUAUUUAAUGUAGUGCUUUGCUUUUAUUUGUAUGUUUGGCUACUUACCAAAUUGGGAAAGCAAUACCAAAAUACCAGGAUUGGUGACCACUGUUUCUUAAAUCAAGUUCAGGAGCACAUGGGGAAAAAAGAUGUUCCAGAGAUCUUAAUGAGCAUCUUUUCUCCUCCAGGGCUCCGCCAGUGCCCUCUUUCUCUGCCUGUGGUACUCUGAUUUGUUCUUGCUAUGUUUGGUAGGCUGCUGUUCUAAGUUUUCCCUUGCUGCUCCUUUUUCUACAAUCCUGCAGUCUUCACCCCAGAGCUGAUGAGCCGCUUUCACUUUGACCUGCAGUAUCUCUGUGAAUUGCAGAGCUGAGCCCUGCCAUCUAGACGGCCUUUCUGCUUCAUUUUACUCCUGACCUAACCCCCCCCACCCCCUGCUAUUCCAGGCCUGGCCUCUCAUGACCAGAGACUGCUGACUCAUCCUGGCCUGUGCCAAGCUGUGCAGUCGCUUAGCGAUGUGGACAGGAGUCGAAGGACUAGAAUGAGAUCACUGAACUCAUUUCACUUGUUGCUUACGGUACAGUCCAGCAUGAGCUGGAAAUGUAGGAACCUCAGCCUCCCGAGCAGAAAGAUUUCUGUGCUUCAGCACUCUGGAACACUGUGAACUCGACAGACUGCUCAGAGCAGGGCGCUUAGCAGCCAGGCCUGGACACUCUCAACAGACUGUGCUGAUUCUCAGUCGACACUCCUUGGAUCAGGAACCACAGUCCUGCUGAGAGCACUCUGUGGACAAUGGCUGAGCCUUGAGUCUGUGCACAGGAGGAGCCUGCAGGCAUAGGUUUCAUGCUGCCACCGAUGGAUGUCAGCCUUGACAUGCCUAGCAAACACGCUUGUGGGAGGAGGAAGAUAGAUCCUUGACCAUCAGUCUGUGGCCUGCCCCUUCUCUUUAUAUGCAGCCGCUCUCUGUUCCCUGCCCCAAUGAGCACCUGCACUAGGCCCAAGCCCUGGAGUGAUUUACCUGAAGAGUGACACCAUUUCUUUGAAAACUACUAUGAGGAAGCUGAAGCCCAGAGAGGUGAAGUGAGGUGCCCAAGGCCACACAGCAAGUUAGAGGCACAGCUAGUACCGUAGCUCAAGUCUCGUGACUCCCAGUCCAGUGCUCCUCCCAUUACUCCACGGGUCCUGUCUCUAAGCGUCCUGACAAAUGCUAGAACGGAAGAAACCCAAGACAGCUGAAAACCAGAAGGCAUCUGAGGAGAAUGAGAUUACUCAGCCGGGUGGAUCCAGCGCCAAGCCGGGCCUUCCCUGCCUGAACUUUGAAGCUGUUCUGUCUCCCGACCCAGCCCUCAUCCACUCAACACAUUCACUGACAAACUCUCACGCUCACACCGGGUCAUCUGAUUGUGACAUCAGUUGCAAGGGGAUGACCGAGCGCAUUCACAGCAUCAACCUUCACAACUUCAGCAAUUCCGUGCUCGAGACCCUCAACGAGCAGCGCAACCGUGGCCACUUCUGUGACGUGACGGUGCGCAUCCACGGGAGCAUGCUGCGCGCACAUCGCUGCGUGCUGGCCGCAGGCAGCCCCUUCUUCCAGGACAAGCUGCUGCUGGGCUACAGCGACAUUGAGAUCCCGUCCGUGGUGUCGGUGCAGUCGGUGCAAAAGCUCAUUGACUUCAUGUACAGCGGCGUGCUGCGCGUCUCGCAGUCGGAAGCCCUGCAGAUCCUCACGGCCGCCAGUAUCCUGCAGAUCAAAACGGUCAUCGAUGAGUGCACGCGCAUCGUGUCGCAGAACGUGGGCGAUGUGUUCCCGGGGAUCCAGGACUCCGGCCAGGACACGCCACGGGGCACUCCCGAGUCAGGCACAUCGGGCCAGAGCAGCGACACCGAGUCGGGCUACCUGCAGAGCCAUCCACAGCACAGCGUGGACAGGAUCUACUCGGCGCUCUACGCCUGCUCCAUGCAGAACGGCAGCGGCGAGCGCUCCUUCUACAGCGGCGCGGUGGUCAGCCACCACGAGACGGCGCUCGGCCUGCCCCGCGACCACCACAUGGAAGACCCCAGCUGGAUCACGCGCAUCCACGAGCGCUCGCAGCAGAUGGAGCGCUACCUGUCCACCACCCCCGAGACCACGCACUGCCGCAAGCAGCCCCGGCCCGUGCGCAUCCAGACCCUAGUGGGCAACAUUCACAUCAAGCAGGAGAUGGAGGACGACUACGACUACUACGGGCAGCAAAGGGUGCAGAUCUUGGAGCGCAAUGAGUCCGAGGAGUGCACAGAAGACACCGACCAGGCCGAGGGCACCGAGAGUGAGCCCAAGGGCGAAAGCUUCGACUCUGGCGUCAGCUCCUCCAUAGGCACCGAGCCUGACUCCGUGGAGCAGCAGUUCGGGCCCGGGGUGGCGCGGGACAGCCAGGCCGAACCCGCCCAACCGGAGCAAGCCGCGGAAGCCCCCGCCGAGGGCGUCCCGCCGCUGCACCAGCUGGAGACAGGUGCCUCCUCCCCGGAAAGAAGUAACGAGGUGGAGAUGGACAACACGGUGAUCACUGUCAGCAACAGCUCCGACAAGAAUGUCCUGCAGCAGCCUUCGGUCAACACGUCCAUCGGGCAGCCAUUGCCAAGUACCCAGCUCUAUUUACGCCAGACGGAAACCCUCACCAGCAACUUGAGGAUGCCUCUGACCUUAACCAGCAACACACAGGUCAUUGGCACAGCCGGCAACACCUACCUACCGGCCCUCUUCACUACCCAGCCUGCGGGCAGCGGCCCCAAGCCUUUUCUCUUCAGCCUGCCACAGCCCCUGGCAGGCCAGCAGACCCAGUUUGUGACAGUGUCCCAGCCCGGCCUGUCGACCUUUACUGCACAGCUGCCAGCGCCACAGCCCCUGGCCCCAUCCGCCGGCCACAGCACAGCCAGUGGGCAGGGCGAAAAAAAGCCUUAUGAGUGCACUCUCUGCAACAAGACUUUCACCGCCAAACAGAACUACGUCAAGCACAUGUUCGUACACACAGGUGAGAAGCCCCACCAAUGCAGCAUCUGUUGGCGCUCCUUCUCCUUAAAGGAUUACCUUAUCAAGCACAUGGUGACACACACGGGAGUGAGGGCGUACCAGUGUAGCAUCUGCAACAAGCGCUUCACCCAGAAGAGCUCGCUCAACGUGCACAUGCGCCUCCACCGGGGCGAGAAGUCCUACGAGUGCUACAUCUGCAAGAAGAAAUUCUCCCACAAGACCCUCCUGGAGCGACACGUGGCCCUGCACAGUGCCAGCAACGGGACCCCUCCCGCGGGCACAGCCCCCGGGGCCCGCGCCGGCCCCCCCGGGGUGGUGGCCUGCACGGAGGGGACCACUUACGUCUGCUCCGUCUGUCCAGCAAAGUUUGACCAAAUCGAGCAGUUCAACGACCACAUGAGGAUGCAUGUGUCUGACGGAUAAGUAGUAUCUUUCUCUCUUUCUUAUGAACAAAACAACAAAAAAAGAAACAAACAAAAAAAAAAAAGCUAUGGCACUAGAAUUUAAGAAAUGUUUUGGUUUCGUUUUUACUUUCUGUUUUUGUUUUUGUUUCGUUUCAUUUUGUACUACAUGAAGAACUGUUUUUUGCCUGCUGGUACAUUACAUUUCCGGAGGCCCGGGUGAAUAAUGCUUCUCCCAGCCUCCCUCAGAUGGUGGCCUUAAGGCCUGGUAGUGCUUCAGGAGGUCCACUGGUUGGAUCUCUAGCUACUGGCCUCUAAAUACAACCCUUCUUUACAAAAAAAAAAAAAUCUUUAAAAAAAAAAAGUAAAAAAAAAUUUUUUUUUUCACUUGUGAAGAGCACUACAAAAAUAUAUAACAAAAUCUAAAAGGCCUACUGUCUUUAAGUACACCGCUUGCAGUGUUUCAGUGGACAUUUUCACAAUUCUGGCCGCUUGGACUUCACAGUAACCAGUUAAAACUGUGGAAUAUCACUUUCUGGUUGAGAACCCAGAGGAAAGGCCCUGCUGUUUUCCACCUACCACAUGGUCUGAUUUCAUACAAGGGCUGUGGGGGGUGGGAAGGGGCGUGGGCUUGGUGGUGUGGGAGAGGCAGACGGCAGCCUUCUCCCCCUGGUUCUGCAGGGUCCGCACACCCUGGCCCACCUCCUCCCCACCCCUCCUUUCAGCAGAAGCCAGGAAGACCUGGACGAGCAUCAAGCAACAGUGGCUAUCGUAUUUAUUCAGUGUCUUCGCUGAGCCACAGCCUCAGCACAAUCAAGAGGGACUUUCAUGAAAGGCAGGAAUGCAGAUAAAACAAAGAUAUCAGAGGUUUGCACCUAUGUUUCUAGGUACAAGAGAAGGAUUAUUUCCAACAAUCUUUGCAAAAAAAAAAAAAAGUGUCAGGAUAUAUUCUUGUGGAAGAGAAAAAGAAAGAGAAAUGGAGGGUGGGGGGAAUAAUGAAAAGUUCUUGAGGCUUUUUUAAUUCAAAAUUUUAUAGAGGGGCAAAAGUGACGUUUACCAGAUAGAAUGCUGAUUUUUUUAAUAUAUUUACAACAGUAUUUGUGUAAAAAAAAAAACAAAAAAGUGAGAUUGUUAAAAGUAAUUUUUUUUUUCAUUUUGGUUUUGCAUACACUGCCACCAAUCCCUUCUCUUUUAUUUUAUUUCACACGCAUAUAUAUAUUUUUUGGUAAGUCAAGACUGUUAAGGUUAGCGAUACUGCUUCCAGAUAGAAAGAAUAAAAGGCAAUUAAAGUUAUAUUUGAAAGAGAGGAAGGAUAUUUUCUUCAUAUUUUUUUAAAUUUUUCUUAAUUUUUAUUAUUUUAAGUAUUGCCUGGGUUGUUGAGGGCCUCUGGCCAGCCCAUCCCUGCUGUAAUCUGAACUGCUGCUUUGUAUUUUGAUAUGUAGUUCUUUGACUUUUAGCAAGCUUAAGUUGCUCCACUGAAUAUUUGUUUUCAACUGAUUCAUCUAGAAUUCUGUUCUUUUUCACGGGAGGAACUUUAUCUUUCAGAAAAAGAUUUCUUGCUUCUCUGAAAGUUCAUUGAGAUCUUAGGAUUCUAGAAUUUCUAUUGACUUUUCUUUUUUUCUUUGAUGAAACACUAGUAGUCUAGAGGUCUUGACAAAUGGGUUCUUUCCUUUUGUGGUCAGCCGGGAGGAGGGGUUCACCAAACUCUGCCCUCCCCCCCUCCCCCUCCCCCUUCACAACUACAGAGAGCAGUGUUAUCAGAAGCCUGUAGCAGAUCAGGGUGUCUCGAUGCCAAAAUGACUUUCUUCCUUUCAUAUAUCACCUUCUGACUAUUGCCACCCUGGUCGAGAGGGCUAAAUAAAAUGAUUGUUCUCUAGAUGAUUUAUUAACCCUUGCUUUUUGGAAAAGUUUGAAAGAAACUAACAAAAAUCUCCUGGAUGCCAACAUCCAUCAUGCAAAAGGCCACCAAUUCAUUGCAUCAUCUUAGAUGCCACUCUCUCUUCCUAGUUGGGAUUUCUCUCCUCGGUCCUGAUUAAGGUAUCAGAAUAGAGAUUUUUCCAUUAUAGACAGUGUCCUGAAGGGACUCCAACUCAAAUAUAAGAAUUCUUAAACCUAAUGAAAACUCCACAGGUGAUUUCAUUGCUGGACGUAUUUUAACACAUUUAAGGGGAAAAGUAAAUCUUUAAACAAAGCAGAAACACUAAACUACAAUUUUAAAAAAAAUGUAUUUUAGUUUCAAAAUUACUUUGCAUUUUAAUUUAAUUUUCCUAUUAGCAAUUUAUUUACAAUAACUGUGCAAGAAAUGAGGUGAAGUCUUCCAAGGGAGGCAAUUCUGUAAUAACUAAAUUGGUUUUACUCAUACAUUUUAGAAUUGGUUAACUUGUAUCUUUUCCAUAAGUUCUAGGUGAUGUUUAGUAGAGUUAGUGCAGCUGGAGUAUAUGUGAGUUUGAUUUGGUCCAUGGUCCUUAACUCAGUAAAUAUUUUGCUAGAAGUUUUAACGUAGACUUGGAUGAUUAACUGACCAUCAAGUAUCACACCCAUCUAAGAGGAGUCCUGCCAAGAACUAUGUGUCCAAAGUUGACUUGUUUUAAAGGUUAGUGGGAAACAGCUUCAGAAAUAAGAAACAGUCCAUCUUCUCUUGUUAAUUUUGCUUUUUUGAAAUAGCAAUGUGAAGACUCGAAUAUUUCCACUUACUACCAACAGAGGGAGCAUUAGUUAAUUAACCAUGUUAUACAAUUUUGGUAUUUUGAAAAACAAGUCAUUCAACUCGUGCUAUCAAAAAAAAAUGACAUUAAGAGAAAGAUCUCUUUAAUCUAGAGGGAAAUGACAUGAAAUCGCUCAGCAUAUGUUACAAAUGAAAGAAGGCCAAAAGCCACUUUAAAAUAUUUUGAAUUAUUUGACAGUAGCUGGUUUAAAAUAGUGUCCUUAUUCAAACCUUAGCAAAGUAGACAGACAUUACAGCACCUCCAAAAAUGUGAUCUGGGGUGCCAUUAUGGGCCACAUUCAACUAUCUGCUGCUCAAAUCUGAGGGAGACCCAUUUGCCUUAAUGCUGACUUGCCACGUACAAAACUAAGCAAUUGGGUUAAAAUCCACCUUUUGUGACAGAACAAGUAGGAGGGAAAAUGCCAGUUGGGUUUAACCCCAAUAUUCAUUCUUUCCCUUCAAAUGAAGUAUCUUUUUUUUAUUUUUUAAAUGUUGGUGGACUCCCAAAGAAUUCCUGGUGAGGUGAUGUAAUCAUCAUAACAACAUGGACUAUCCAGGUCUGUACAGCAGUAGAAUUUUUCCUACUGUGUGUCUGCUCUUCCCAAACAUCUCAGAGUCUGAAAUAGUUGAUAGAUUGUUCUCUAGAGAGAGGAAGCAGCUAGACUGGGGUGGAAGAGCUCAUCCCAGGGAGCAGUGAACGUGCUGUGGAACCUUUACUCUGCUCUCUGGCCUCUGAAAGGGCUGCUUUGACCUACAGUCUGUACCUAUUUCAAAAGGAAAGAGAUGCUUUUAGAUUGGCAAUCCUAACUUUUAAAUUAAAUAAUCACCAAUAUCUUAGGAAUAGAGAAGCAUUUUGCUUCAAGAAUAGAAGAUGAGCAUGAGUUCUUUCUUUUUUGUUGUUGUUGCUUCAAAUCCAACAAUCUUCUUUCAUUUAGAACUUUAUGCUAGGAUGCUAUGAGUGCUAAAAUAAUUUUUUUUUAAUUCAGUAGCCAGGAAAAAAAAAAAAUAGAUGAAAUGGAAGUAAAUGUUCCAGAUUUAAGACCUCUUAGGAUGAGUACAGGGAACAAGAGCUGGUACGGAAAAGUGUUGUUGUUUUUCUUUUUAACAAUUUAUGAUUUAAAACUGGAUUAGCUAGACAAGGGAAAGGAAAAAUGUCAAAGGGGAAUGUUUAUCUCAAGACAUUUAGAUAUAGUUUCUGAAAAAUAAAAUUUCUUAGCACUAAAAACAUUGGUAGCAUCUCAAAGUGGGCAAUAUUUCCCCUAUUAAUAUAAUAAAUGCCAAUCUUUGUAUCCCUAAAGACCCCAAAUGUGUAAAAUAUAGCCCCCCAAAAGGAGGUAAUCGGGACACAUGGAUCUGAUAUAAAUGUACACAUGGAAAAAGACUGAGAAACAAGCCAGGCCAAAAAAAAAAAAAGUCUAAAAUGGAAGUCUCUAUAUCAAAAUAUUUCUUACCGUACAGUUUGAGUUGCAAACUUUAGCUCCUAGUAACAGUUAUGUAGACUUUUUCUUUGCCAGAUCCCUAACGCCCUGAAUCUGCUUGUGCCCUGAGUCAGUGCAGUGGGUCAUUUCCUGCUGCUGCUCUCGCUGAAGCCCAUUCCUUCUUCCUCGGCAUCUCGGCAUCUCAGAGGUCACAGUAGCUGCCGGCCUUAGAAAGAAAGACUUAAAUGCGCUUUGUUUAAAAGUCAUGGGGGAUUUUAUUUUGUAUCAGGCCAACAUUCUGUAAGGACCAAGAAAACUUCUUUCAACCCAUGAACAGUUAGAAUCUGUGCAUUGUGAUAUGAAGAAAAGAAAGGUUUCCUCUGGUGGUGUUGGUUUCACAUAAGCCCUAAAUCCAUCACCUCCCUGUAUCUCCAUUGUAGCACACACCAAAGGUGCGCCCCGCUCAGACCCCAAAUCAGUGUUUUCCCUCAGCCCAGAAGUUGCAAGUGAGGCUUGCGCGUUAUAAAAUCCCUCAGCGCCUCCGAGAGAACAUAAUAAGGGUUCGCACUGCAUCCUCGGUGUGGCUCCCUCAUGACACUCCCAACACCUGUUGCCCUUAGGAAAGAGGGCAGUGAGAUAGAGCUGCCAGGGUUCACCCUAGCUCUGCCCGUUCUGCAGCCUUCCUCUGUUGUUCCAGAAGACGUUAUUGAAUCAGUUGGGGCUGGGCGCAAAGGAUGCUUGAUUCCGCAGCGAAGGUUAUCGCCUCUGCUCGAAUGACUCUGCUACCACCAGGGUGCAACCGCGGCAAAAACAAACAAAACCAAGGCCUAACGGAAAGCCGGCACAACCUGAGAUGACCUUGGGGUUUCAGAGAAGGGAGUCCCCCUUUCUGUUGUGACCUGACUCUUAAAAGAAAUCUUCUGAAAGAAUUCUUUAAUUUAGUCCUGAGUUGAAGUCCAGGGUACUGGGAGCCCUGAGGAAGAGAACAGAAGGACUGCAAAAAUGUAUUCAGCGCCCAAUAAUGCGGAGCCAAAAACCAUCCAGUCGCAACACGAGGAGGUUUGGCAAGAGGUAUUGAGAGAAAUCUCUGGGCUUUUCCAUGGGUAGGGUCGACAGACUUUCUUUUGAGUGAUUUCUGGCUCUGAGAAACCUCUUUACUCACUAUAAAAGAACUUUAUUUAAAUGGCCAAUUUUGUCCCCCUAGAAAAAGAAAUUUUAUAAAGAGGAAAAUAGGACACUAAAGACAGAACCAUGUGACUUGGUGUCAGACAAAAGGAAGGGCGAACUAGAAUUUCAAUAGACUCCCUAUUUCCACACAAAAGAAACAAGGCAACCACCCAGUGCCUGUGGGCCUGCAGCGGGUGAGGGGGAGCCCCCAGCUGACCCGCCGCCGGGCUCCCCGGCCAGACGCGCCCUCCUCGCGGCGGGACGGCAGCAGCUGCUUUCUCUUCUGUGUUUCCAUGAAGAGGGCGGCUGUUCUCGUAGGUGCCCAGGAAACAGAUUACGUGGGGCAAACUUUCAAAAGCAGUCUCCACCCUGGUGCUCAGGCCACAGAUGGAGACAGAAAAGGGGCACAGAGGAGCUCUGGCUCUAGAGAGAAUAUUUUCUUCUUCCCAAGAGCUGUCUGUGGAGAGUUGCCAUUUAAGUGACACCACUUAAACUUCCCCAAGAAGGAAAGCUGUGGUGACUCAGUGUUCCCAUAAACACCGAGCCUGGAAACUAUUAACCCAAAGCAUCAUUUCUAGCACCAGGUAUUAAGAUGAUCAGACUGACCAAAAUACCCCAAAGAUUUUUCUAAGUCUCAAUUUUUUUUUUUUCCUCCUGGAACACUGAAUCUGUAGUGGUCAGCGGUGCAGAUGAACAGAUCCCAGAAAAUGGCGUGGGACACUAGGGUUGGUUUCUGUUCUUUUUAGGGUGAAGAGGUAGAAGAUGAGGGCUGUGGGGCAUGCGCUCCUUUUCAGAACCAUGUAUGGCACUGAACUAGAGGUAAAAACGCCCUGGUUCUGGAAACAAGAAACAUCAUUCUUCCACACCGCUGACUAAAACGCCGGGAUUCCAGUGGUUCCUCAGGCCUAGCCUGUUGCUCCCAAAACUGAAUACUUUCAGACUAAACCUAAUCUGAAGUGACCUCAGUUUAAGGUGUUUUCACAGGAAGCCACUUAUAGCAAAGAAUGACUGCCUUAAAUCAGAAAGCCCAGGGAAGAGAACAGAAGGUAGAAAAAUUGGAAGGAUGUGAAGACAUGGGCAUUUCUUGCUUUUUAAUAGUUGCAUUAUCACAAAAACGAGCUCUGUUCAUGACUGAAGGCUUCGUGACUUUAGGGGUGGGGGAGGGGAGACACCAAACUUGUCCGAAACGGGCUGCUCUCAGGAAGUGGCUGCUAUUUCCUAUCCCAUUGCAGUGACAUAGGUCUGGGCUGCAUGUAAAAAGACAUCAUAUUAGCUAAAUAGUGAGUCCCAUGAGACAUGAUCACAGGUGCCUGGGAUGCCAGUCUUCAUCAUUUCCUUAACAGGGGGAACAAUCUCAACAAAAAGCUUUCGUUUCCUGUACAGUGUAUAGCUCUAAACUUUUUUCUCAGUGUCAGUGAGCAUCUGGUUUAUCGGGUGGUUCUUUGUUUAAAUGCAAACUCACAAGUUUCAAGUCUUCAAUGAGGGAGCACAAUCUGCAGAUCAUAGGGAAAAAUCUAGCCACAGUUCUGGUAGUCCUGGCUUUUGAGAUACCUAAUUAGGGUAUAAAAAGUCCCUAACUAGCCCUCUUUCAAAUUCAGAGGUUUCCUUGAUUCAGAAUGCUUCAGUGAAAUUCUGAUACACCCAAGAUAGGAAAAAAAAAAAAAUUAACCCCAUAGGAGACAUCUGUUUCUACUACUGUUGCAACAGAAGUUUGUUACUGCCCUGCAAAAUCAUUGCAAUUUAUAUGUAGAUUCUAGUAAUGAAAGGGACUUAACCCAUCUAGUAUGUCACAGCUGCUGUCCAAAACGCCUGUAAAUGCAUAUACAUUAUGCAUGUAUGCACGUGGUGUGAGGUGCUCUCAGUACAAAACUACUCCCCAUUCAUAUUCCCCAGUGACAAGAGAGAGUCUGGAAUUUCUAGUUAGUCAGAGGUCUCACCUAUCUCACAGAUCUGCUUCUGCUCUCUUGCCUUAGUUGGGUGCAUUCAUGCCGUCCACUAUCUGCGGUGAGGCUUUAGGGCAUUCUGAAGGAGCCCAACCAUCAGUAAUUUCUAUGUACCCCUUUCUUGAGAAACUUGAACAUGCUUGUGUGGAGUAGAGUGCACUUAACAAACUGCAAUUCUGCUGGAUUUACUGAUGUGUGUGUACGUGUGUGAUUGUGCGUGUACUUGCAGUAGUCUGAGAGUGUGUGUGCAUCUCAAAGCACACACAGGCAUAGGCCCUGGUGCAUAGAUACAGUUGCCUCUUCCCACCAUUGUGCUCAAGACUGGUGGCUCCCUUCCCAGGAAGCAGUCACCUGCCCACUCUGUUGCUUUUUGUAGUGUUUCAGAGUUGGGAGAAACAAAGGCAGCUUGUUGGAUCCACAGCAAACCCACAGUGACAGGCUGUUUUCCUCCAGAAGAAGGUAGAACAGACGUACUUAACUGGCAAGUGGACAAGAGGGAGCAGCAGUCAGGUCUCCUGGCAGGGAGGGGGCACCGAGGCCAGGCAGGCAAGGCCCAUACAAUCUUUGGCCUGAGCCAUUUCAUGGCUUAAAGGCCGCCAUUCCUUUCCUCUAUGCAACCCAGUGUGUGCACCCAAACACCCACCCACUUGUAAGUUUUGCUCUCAAAUGAAAGCUUCCUAAUCCUGCCUGCAUCUGCAGGAAACUAUCAUCAUUUACAAACUGUGUCUCCUGAAACCCAUGUGGCCUUUGCCGAAGUCUUUCCAGGAGUGGGUUGUUUACCAUGUCUAGCAAACCAAUAGACUCUCGGAAGAAUAUUUUUUGGUAAUCUCUAAGAAUUGAUGGCUCUUGCCCAUCUCAGACAAAGUAGACUGCCACUCUGGUGUACUAUUCUGAACAAAUGAACCUGGCUCUUGGAGCUGACUCUGAAGGGUGGCCUGGAAAUUGUCGGAUUCUCACUCCCACACCCAUCUUUUCCUAGAUGGUUUAUUAUUUUUUAUGACAUGUAGAUUAUUUCUGCUAACUUACAGAAUUCAGAGGACAUUUUCUUUCCUCUUCUAUUUUGGUGACUUUCCCUCCCCCCAACUAAGUAAGGCUACUUACAGUUGCAAUCUUCUGUUAUUCUUUUUUAAAUAUAUAUAUUAUCUUUCUAUAUCCAAAAGAAGUCUGUGACUGUAACCAUAGGUAUUUCUUUUUACUGGAAAAAAAAAAUGAGUUUUUUUUUUUUUUAAUUAACAGUGCUAGUGACUUUGUGGAGGAAUAUGAGUUACUAUUUAGGUAUGCUUACUUAAGUACAGUACACUACAUUGCAGUAUUUCUGAAAGCUAGAACAUACACAUUAUAUAUAACAGCUCUAUAUUGAAUUAUAUAUUACGUUAUAUUCAUUUUAACUUUUGAAUCUGCCUAUGAUCAUGAGUUGAUUGAAUUAUUAUUUCUUUGCAUUUAUCACCCAUCACCAACCUGCUGCAGUUAAUCUGGUGCAUUUAAUAAUAAUCAUUACUGCUCUAGUUUGCUUUUUAUAUUAUCAGCUUCAGUAUUGUCCUUACAGGAUUUUAGAAUUUUUUUUUUUUUUUUUUUAGCACAGACUUAGCAAAUGUAGGAAAGUGAAGAUUUUUUAAAGAAAACUUUGGGGGUUUUUUUGGUGUGGCUGACACAAAGAGGUUCAUAGUCAAGGUGAUCUUGUUUAGCUGACCGUCUCAAUAUCUGAAGAACAAAAGAAGUGCGUAUGAAUGUAUCUGUGAUUUUCCCCUCUACAACUGUCACUGUCUAUAUUUGCUUUUAAAAAUAUGACCAAGGGGCUGCUUAACUUCCAUAUGAUCUGACCAAACAUUAUAGGCUGCAUUUCAAAGGGCUGCUCAUCUGAGAAGCAGAAGGCAGUUAAAUGCCUACUUGUUUUCAAACAUUGAUUUCUAAUACUGGUUCUGUAGUGACUACUUUCUGUGUUCAGCAUGCUUACAAUUAUUUUAACUAGUCUUCAGUGCUUCCCUGGAGGCGGCUUAGCAAUAUCAUAUUCAUUUUCCUAGGAGAUUUUUUUUAAAUAAAAUCAGAAUUUGAGAAACUUUUUCAUGACAGCGACUGAUACAACUAGAACUCAGAAAUGAAGAGUUCGUUUUUUCAGUCUGCAGAAUCCAUAAAAUAGUGGCUCUUGGGUAUCUGGCCCUCAACAUCUCCAUUUGUCUGUAAAGGUGAGAAUUUCUUUAACCAGGCCAUUGUGGAAACAUCCUGGAAAUCAGGCAUCCUGUCUUCCCAGCAAGAAAUAUUUUCAAAUAGUAUUUUUAGAUUAAGCGCUUCUUCAGUUUCCCUCAGCUACGCAACCCUAUGCCUGGAAAAGUCCUCCGAUAGGUCCACUUUACCUCCAUCCUGGAUGCCCAAGGCCAGUCUUGUUCUCUGGAUUCCACACCCGGGUUAAGAUGAUAACAGCCGUUCCUAAUACUCCGCAUGAGAGCCCUUCCCGCACGGAACCAAUAUUGAGGCUGCUCAGUGAGAAUAACACCAGUUCCUUCCUUUCAUCUUCUUGGUAGAGUUUUCCCUUCAAAUACCUUCCGCUUGUGCUGUGCGCCUCCAGCACGUCCGCCCCGCCGCUCGUCCAGUUCUGCUGGAUGCCCUCCACCUGGGAAGCCCAGCACUCACUGAGGAACUAGCUGCCCUAAUCUGCCUCGAAGGGGCUGGUAUUGAGUCUAAAAGCAAAAGUAUCGAUCUGUUUCUCCAGAGUUUUCAACUAAAUAAAUUUCAGGCAAACAUAAUUGUGACUUGAGGGUUUGGGACGCUGUUCCCUUCCCAAUGAUCACUUAAUACCCCAACUGUAUCAGCGUCACUGUUUUCCUCUUUCUUUCUCCUAACCCAUUCUCUUUAUUCCUUAUUUCUCUAAAGAGAAACUUUAAAUUACCUCUUCCUCUCCUCCCUGUCCUGAGAACUCUUAUAAUUAUGACCCCUGAGGACUAAUUUCUCUCCCUUCCUCCUACUCCUUUCUGAAUGUCCUUCUUUCAGCUUUAUGUGGUGAAAAGAGCGUUGAUGUGACUCGAUGUGAGUUCAUCGGCGUGAGACUCGUGGGCAGAGGGAAGCAUCUUCACCAUCCCCUCAGGUUUUAAAAGUUAUCGAUAUUCUUUUGAGAGUGGGAGGACCUGAGUCACAGUUUUAAAUGUCAACUGUAUUAGCUGAGGUCAUUAAUUCCUUUCACCUUCACAUUUGGCCAAAGAUAAAGAGACAAAUAUUUUCUGGUUUUUUUUUAAAUACCACAGUAUUCAAAUUCCUGAUUUGAGCAGACAUUUUCUGAGGGAGAAAAAAAAAUCAUCAGUGCUGACUCUUUCAACUCCUGCUGAAAUUUAGCCAAAUGACAUAUUUACCAGAUACUCGAUGUAGGGAAAUCUAAUGAAAGGGGUAACAUUUCAGAAUAAUUUUGAUAACUGCUCAAGCCUUAGUGAACUAUUCUAAAGCAAGUAAAGCCACCCAAACAUUAUCUUAGGCAACAAUUAGGAAGAAUUUCUUUCAUUUAUUGUCUUUUUCUAAAGAUAAUAUGUUUUUCUAAAAAGAAAAACAAAUAAUUAUUGAUUUAGAACUUUAAGCAGUAAUUUACUGAGGGAUGAAAAGAACUAUAAAGUUUCUAAGGCAUCUAUUUUGCAACCAGAUAUUUUUAACAUAAACUUAAUAUGUGCUUAAAUAAAAUAACAGUAGGGCUGAGCAGGUACUUGAAGGGCCAUGUAAUACACUCCCCAGUGCCUCAGCAUUCACCAUGUAAUACGAUCAUCAAGCCAGAUCUCAUUUCAAUGCAGUACAACUGUCUGGUUGCCAGAGCAUCGCCCUGAUCAGGUUCUGGGCUGAUCCCCCUUUCCAGGCUGUUUAUGAUGCGAUCUUAACAACUCCGUAACACAGUCUUUCCUGACUCCCAUUCCAACACUCUUACUGUAUUACCGCAUUGCCUCCUGACUCUCAUGAGGACAAUUCUGGACAAUUCUGUGGCAUUUAGAGCACUCCCUGGUUUUGAGCCCAGUGGGGUAUGCAUUCAUUUCUUGCUUUUCCCCUUGACAAACAGAAGCAACAUUAAUAUCAGAAAUGUAUUCUUUUUUGUUGAAGUGUAGUUAAUCUGAAAUGUUUUCUUAAUUUGACCUGAGGCUUGACCGAGCUUUUUUCUUAAUCAAACCAGUUUAUAACAUCAUCUCACACCAGAGACAGCAAUGAAAUAAAGAAAAGGGUCAAAAGCCUUCCUGAGUCACAAAUCUACUAGGAAGCCCGCAUUUUAUACAGCCAGUAUUUGUGUUGCUCAGGACUGGGAUCUUCACUUGGCAUGUCCUCCCAACCAUUCUUAUCUCCUUCUCAUCCUUUGUCCAUUCUGACUCCCUUUUUUUUUUUUUUUUAAAGUAUUCUUUAUCCAAAGUACUCUUCUUCUCAGACAUUGGCUUCUGAAAGAAUAAAACACUCUCUUUUAAAUCCUAAAUACCACCAUUUAAAGUAUGAUUUGGAGGAGGAGAGGAUCUGGUUCUCAUAGGUCCAAUUUGGUCCAAUUAAUCAUAAGGAUUCCUCCAGGAUGCCUUCUUGACAGUGUUUCUUCUAGUUCCCUGAGAAGAGCUCUAACCCUGAGACCCAGGAUUUCUCACCAUCACCUCCGCAUUAGUCUAGAUUAGUGUCUAAAUCCUGUUUAACAUUCUAGAGACUCCAGGAUGUGAAUUUCUUAUUGCUUAUGAGCCUCCUGCUUUUCUAAGCUGACACCUGUCAGGAGCACCAAUAGCCCAAACAGUAACUAAUGCAGCAAAAUAAUGGUCAGAAACAUUAUCGUAUGUAUUUGAGAGGAUAAGAAGGGAUUUCUUUCUUUUCCUCCAUAAAAAGCUUGCUUUCUCCCUCCCCACCCCCCCCCCCCACCACAAUGCAUUUCAGAAACUCUGCAUCUCAUUUUACAGAUAUGUAGUUUUAGGAUUUGCAAAUAUAGCUUUAGGAAAUGUUCUGAGAUUGAGGCUGGUAUCAAACCAGCUUAUUUUCUGCACUGGACUUUAGGACAAGUGUGCACAGAUACAAUUCCUUCAAAGAAAGUGAAACUAACAUAGUAAAGCAAAGGGAUAAUACUUUUACACAUUAAAACAGUUGUUUGCUACCAGUAAACCUUGAUUUAAGCAUAAUUAUUACUUUUUAGAAACCUGAAACUGGAGGAAUGUGUAUUUUUGUAAAGUUUGUCUGUUGAUUUGUUUGUUUCCCUUUAUUUCUUUCUUCCCAAGGCAGUAAAAAUUUUUGACUCUUCAAUUUGACACUGUCCAUGGCCAUACGCAGCAGUCAGGUUACCCACCCUUACCAUACUCCACCCCCUCUUAGAAUGAAAAGCCUUCCAUUCGAUCAUUAAGGAGUCUUUUCUCCAUUAAAAUCUUAUCUUCUUUUUCAAAUAGCACAUGAGAGCUUUGGGGAGAGAGAUUCUCUCUACUCUUUGAGGGUAGAAUAGUUAAAAUAAAAGUUAUUCCUUGACAAAGAAAACCCAUUUACCUAAACUAACAGGUCUGAGGCCUGAAAAUGGGAAUUGAUUGCAGAUGAAGGCCAUGCAUUUCACACUACAAAUCCUUAUUGCUUUCUCAAAUUUUCAAAAUAAGGCUAAGAAUAAUCUAACGUAAUGAAAAAUCCUCUGUGGAUGUUUCUUAUUAAUAUAGUGCAGAAUAACCAGAAAAGAAAAAGAAAGGAUAUUUCUAGUAUGACAAAAUCAGUCGAUCUGUGGCUUUCCAGAAUUGUUCAGAUUUCUAUCCUAUUCGUUUCAAAACCAUAUGUGUUCAUGAGGUCUUAGAGAAACAUCCACUUCUCCAUUGCCUCUCAUCUCCCCAACCUGGCACUGGAGGUGACAGUCACAGAGGGAGACUGGCUCUGCAUUGCCAAUACUCCACCCAUCCAUACCCCCACCACCACAAAAGAAGGAAACACCAAAUUAGAAACAUAAUAAAAAAAGGAAAUUGUAGUGCUUCAUUUGAAAGCAUACUGUUUUCAACUCAACUCAAUUUAUCCAUAGCCUGACAACCUUUUUACAACCUGUUUUCCGUGCUAUAAUUUACAUUCUUAGCUCAAUCUUUAAAAUAAUUGCAAUUUCAAUUAAGUGAACAGAGGAAAAGCAAGGAGGGGGGAAAGGACCAUGUGAUGGGACUAAAUUUGAUCCAAUUCUGGAUUCCUAAGCCAGUGCUCAGGGUUUAGCAGGGAAAGUCAGACCCACUUGCCCUUUGCGGUCCUUGCCCAUCCUCACUAUUACAGGCCUAAGAAUCAGUAAGGUAACCUCACUUCUUUGUGAUUUCAGGCUUUUCUGGCUACUGUCAAACCCAUAUGGAGAAACUAUAGAAACUCUUGCCUGCUCCUGUUCCUAAUCUGCUCCCCAGGCACAUGCAGAGAGAGAACUGCAGAUCAAAUAAUGGUUCACAUUUGAUACAAGAUUUAGACAAAGUCUAAAGUGCUUAGUAUAUGCUCACUGCCAGAGGGGUCUUUGAAAAAUAAGGCAAGUUGCUCUGCUCCUGCUCUCCUCGGGACCAACUUGGAUCUGGAACCAUCUAGAUGUCGAUUUGUAGAAGAGAAUUCUCAAAAGCAUCAUCAGCAGUUAAACUCCUUCCUUUGUCCCACUGACUGUGUUUUCCUGAUAGGCCUAUUGAGAUAGAAAUUAAGGACAACUUUCAUACACCUAAUGAAAAUUGUUUUUUGCAUUAUUGUUGAAAGAAUUGUGGUUUUCAGAGUCAAUGAAAGCAGAGUCUCUUAGUAAUCCUCAUCAUGGCAAACAAAGACAAGGAGCUGAUAGAAUCGAGAAGCUCUAUGGUAACUUAAUGUUUCAAAGUAAUUUGAGUGUGCUGACCCCACAUGCCAAGUAUUUCUAGAAUCUAUUCUAAACUGUGUGUUGAUUCUCCUGAGACUUCCAGCAUGCAUGUGGGUGUGAGCAGACAAGCAGAUUUACACUUGGAGGGUGGAGACCCAGACAAACUGAAGAGAAUGAUUCUUGAGGAUUAUCAAAUGCAAGGCAUUUCUCCAGAAUCACUCAAUACUGCCAUAGCCCCGAUUAAGUCCAGAGUAAUCUUAAGCAAAAAGUAAGCUCCAUAAGACAUCCUGCUAUGAAUAUUUUUUCUUACAGAAUAAUACAAGAAGAGGUACAAUGCAGACUUUUAAUUUUGCUGUAAUAAUUCCCUUUUAUAUUUAAUAAUUGUCCUUUUUGUGUGAGUGUGUCGUUGAGCUAUUUGUAACAGUUUUCAAUCUGUCACCCUGAGAGGGGCCUUGAGAAUUCCUGUGUACAUGUAUGUAGAGCUAUAUUUAUGUGUAGUCAGAAAAAGUGGGAAGGGGAAGAAUGAGAUGCGAGAGAAGGUCAGUGUGAAAAGUGAGUCUCCUGGUGCCCCUGUUUAUGUUAGAGAAGGUGGCUGCUGCCCGAAGCCCUUGCGGAAUGGCUGAUUGCACUAUUCAACAAUGAGAACCCAGCACUGUUAAAUUGAGGACCUUGUUUUGAGAAACAGGAAAGCUUUAUCUUUUUCUGUCCCCAUUCCCUUUAGUAUCGGAGCCAUUUGACAUGAUGAGUACCAUUCAGUAAAAACCACUACUGACCUGUGCAUUAAAUCGCUAUGUUCCUCUUCUAAGUACUACCCCUGGUUUCAACUCAACUCCUUCCCUUUAUGUUCUGCCUAUUGGCUUAACAUUUUCACAGAGUAAGACACAGGUGCAUGCUAGCUGUUUUUUUCCUUUGAGCUGAAACAAACAGGGACAGCAAAAGAGAUGACUCGCAGGAGUGUGAGGGAAAGACUGAAUUUCCCACUUUUGUGGCACUGGUAACUUUUAGUAAGAGCUGUUUAGGGUUGAGCUUCGGUCUGUAAUAGGGCUUUUUUUUUUUUUUUUUUUUUUUUUUUUUUUUUUUUUUGCACUAAAUAAAUAUGACUGCACUGCAUUGCACUACUGAAAUGUAUUUACUUGUGCCGGGAGAGAGUGUGUGAGGUGUGGGAAAGAAAGAGGCAAGUUAUGAGACUAGAAGCACCACAAAAAGGGUUGUUUCCAUCAUGUGUGGUCUUAGCAGGGUUGGCAAGUAUCUGUGGAAUCUGCCAACUCUUGAUCAGGCCUGGAAACUGCCAUGCUGAUCGGAUCUGUUUUCUUAUUAUAAAGAAGGUGAGUUAGUACUGUAAAUUGAAGAUGUUGAAGGAGAAGUUUGCCCAAUGUCGUCUCCAACUAAGCUUUAGUCAAGAUUUGUCAUGGUGAGGAAGCCAACCACAGUAACCGGGACGUCCUCUCCUUGGCCAGGGCUACAACCUCCUUUGAGAAAAACCUUACCUUGUCCAUACUGGAGAUAUCCUUUCAGCCUGAGCAUGCUUAUCCAUCACUGGGCAAAACCUAGAUCAGGCUAACCAAAGAGGAAGGCCAUGCAUGUGGUAAAAAUCCUUUAAGAUGACAGUAAGGGAACAGUGCAAUAAACAUUGAGGACCAGUGAGGUGAAAGGUUUCUUUUGAAACAAGCUAGGCCAACUUCAGAAUUGGAGGAAGGGUUGGAGGAUUGUUCAGAAUCUACUUUCUAGCUGCUCCAUCAUAGACUGUCCUUUAUACAGCAGAAGAUCUUAACAGUGCCUAAAAGCCUAGUUUUGAAGUUUAUUGGCGUUUGGUCUUGUUUUGUUUUUUACAAUUUUUCUUUAUUGGAUUUAUUUGUAUUUCCUUUUUAAAUCUUAGAAGUAAUUAGAAUUUGACAGCUCUUUAGUGACUAUUAAUUAAAAAAUCUUUCACCAGAGGAAAAGCAAUAGAUUGUGUAGGGAAUAAUAACAGGAGAGUAAAGAUGCUGAAGGACUCUUCCAGAAUCCAAGGUGACAGCUUUGAAAAUUCUGGUUCAGUAAGAAAAUGUCACAACCCAUAUCAAUGGGUAGUUUUGAAAUUCUCUGAUCACUAUCACACAUUGGGGCAUCAAUUUGGAAAACUCUCAUUUGAGGCCUCUUUCCUAAGAUUACAAUAUUGAUACCUAUCUCUUUCUCUCUUCUCCUUAGCAACCAUCCAAGUCUACUUUUCCAGUUAAAAAUUUUUUAAGAAAGCUGUCAGCCUCGCUAGGUGGAAAAACUCCAUUGAGAGCUUUCAGAACUAACAUAAACAAUCCCUUAAGCACUCAAAGUAUUAUCUCCACUUUAAAUAAGCACCUUUAAAUUCAGAGCUCUUAACAGGUACUUAACAAAUGUGUACUGGGUAAGCACUAAGAAUAUAUUGACUGCACCAAACCGAAGUUACAGAAAUAAAUAAUUGACCCUUUAAAAUAUAUUCACAUUAACUGUCCUAAGACACUUCUCUUGAGGCUUUUGGAAAAGAACUUCUUCCUUGAAACUUGCAUACCCACUCCAGUUUUGUCACCAAAGAUCUUAAUCUCCAGAGCCCAACCUCCUCUCUCCCAGACAAAACGGAUACAGCAGGCUCAGGGGAUAUGCUUUGGUGGUCAAGGGAUGACGCUUUGGUUUUCAUUCUGUCCUCAGUGAUAUUUACAGAAGACUCGUUGUUAGAGGAGCUACUGAACUGUCUUUAUGACUUAGGGUUUGGUCAGAGGUUUAAAAAAUAUAGGGGGAAAGAAAUCAAGGAUAGUACUUGACACUGUAAACUAGUCUUUAAUAGAGUCAUGACCUGGAGACUGACGGAGAGAAAGAAACUUCCAGGGAAGAGAGUGAGCUAAAUCAUUUAGAACCAAACAAGGGUCGUUGGUGAAAUGUGGGUCAGCAUGGACACAGAGCACACCAUUGCCCUGCAUGGCCAGAGCCCACUGCAGUGGCCGGUGGGGGAGUCAGAUGACUGGCCAAUGAACUCAAGUACUGAAAAAGCCACAGUCUGGGUUUCGUUGUGGUUGCUGGAGUGGUUAAAACAUCCAUGCCCGUGGCAAGGAAAAUGCUGAGGCUGAUCUGUUGUGAUAGUGCCUUUCUUGUUGUAGUGAGUACUAGGCUAACAGUCUGUUCAGUUAUGCUUUUCUGGAUCACGGUCCUCAGUCUUCUGAGGAGGUCUGAAGGGAUAGUAUUCACUUAGGAUGAAGGGAUAGGGUAUUGCUCCUGGAAUGCUGUGAUGUGAUGAUAUUUGCACUAAACUCUACUUUAAACUGGAGCAACUGAAUGAGAGAAAAACCAAGGAUGGUUCAAAGUUAACAGAAACCAAAAGCAGUAUUUUCUGACUGAUGCCAUUUCUUUGUCUUCUUUUUUCUUUUUCUUUUUCUUUUUUUUUUUUUCUUUUUUCUGGAAGAAAACUUCACACUUGUUGAUUAUCAAGCUCAACUCUUACCAAUUAUUUCCUUCUUAUUUUAUUACCACACUGAACCAUCAGUGUGAGUUAACCAUCAGGUAGGCAGAAUUAAUAGAAACGGCCUCUGUCAUUCCAACUUCGCACCCCUUCUCUGGUUCAUCAAGGGCAUGGGGCAUUGGGGGGCUGGGAGCCACCCAGAGCCGUUGAGCCUUUAGGAAAGCCAAUGAGCAUAGAUGUCAUGUCAAGAGCUGAGUUGACACAUAUUUGCUCAGAGGACAUGGGAUAACCUGCAGCUAAUCCUAAAGGAUGCUCUGAAAGAAGGAAACCAAUGUGUUAAAGAAAACAAAGGGAGGUGGUACCCAAAGUUCGCUGACUUCUUCUCUCUCUUCUCUUUCCCACCUCACCCCAUGUCCCCUCUAUUGGAACUAUAUUUCAUCUCAUAUAGUGUAUGUUACCAGAAGAAUUAUGUGGUUCCUUGGUUUCUCUCUUUAUCAGUAGACUGGGAACUCCUCCAAAAUUAAAAACAAAUACCAUCAGUGGCUCCCCUGUGGCCCACCAGUUUCUCGAAUGCUGUCCAGCUGGUCUUGACUGGUCGACUAAGAUAACUUGGAAGCUUUGGCUGGCUCACCCACUUGUCCACUUGAUUUUCAUUUUGUUUUCAUUUCCAUUUGAAAUUUGAGUGAUCUGAUGGAAAGGUGGAAAUCACAAGAAAAAUUUGGAGGCUGAGAUUCUAGGGCACAGCUUGUCAGGAGUUUGUGUUAUCCAAAUUACAUCUUUCUCUACCUGUUUUUGGUUUAAUCAGUUGCCCUGAUUAUAAUUUCUAUUAUAUUUGUGGUUAUUUUUAUAAGAAUAGAGUCCAUUUGCUAUGUCUAGUUGAGUGCUUUUUAUUUUCUAGUCUCCCCACAUGGAUGCAGUACCAACCUGUUCGUGAAAUACCUUUUUAUUAUAUUAUUAAUAUGUAAUUCUACUGUAGACCAAAAAUAUAAAAACAAAUCUGUUCGUUUUAAAGAUGAACUAGUGAGUGAAAGACUUAAGAGUUGAAGGAAAAGACAGAAGCGCAGUGGUCAACUAUGCUGAGUUAGAGAUCUAAGAGUAGCCUUACCUGCUUUCUCACCAGUGCUUGCCAAUCAUACAGUAGUUGGGAUUAUAUAGUCUUGGCUCCUUCAUGCUUAUGUUUUAUAAUUCUUGUUUGUCCGUUUGUUUUUCUUCGAUGUAAUUGAGGUUGCACAUCAUGCUAUUUUUGGCAAUGCCUGAUUUUAUUAUAUUGUACUUUUAUCAGUCAUUUCCUUUAGAAGGAUGGGGGAAACGUUUUAUUUCUUCUUUUAAUUUAAAAUUUGUUUAAUGCACUGGAAAUAAAAUUGGACAUAUUUCACUGUUUAAAAGAUCAGAAACAAAACAGAACAAAAACCACAAAGAAAAAACCAGCAACCAAAUAAGCAAUGGGGAACAAAAACUUGAAAAAAAAAUCUGUCAGUCCUCAAUACACAUAGAAAAUAUGUCCCACUUGAAAAAGAAAUACCAUCAAGUAAGAAAAAUGCAUUGUUUAAGCUGCAAUACUGAGACAUAGACGAUGCCUGGGUUCAGUGGGGCUGGGGAAAUAGGGCAUUCCUUUGAGAUCUGAGAUCUUGUCAUUGCCCCAGUUAAUGCCCAAGCAGGUCGAAUGUGGGAGAGGUGACUACGGACAAAAUAGCCCAGCCUCUGCCCACCACGGAGCCCUCCGUUACCUUCUAUCCUGUACUUGAGCUUCAUUGUAAGCGGGGGAAGUGUGCUGUGGUGGAGAAACUGGCUUGGAUAGAGGUAUCUGUGCAGUACACACGUGGACAGUUUAGUCCUGUGUCCAUCCUCAUAUGUUUCUUUUCUCCAUAAGAGGUGGCGGCAGAUAAUCCCACAACAUGCGAGGCUAAAUGACUCCUUAGAACAUCAGCUGAUUCUAAAGAAUGUUUUGAGUCCAACCUGAUUACCCAUCUUCAGCAUUCCCAGAUGCCAACAGAGCCAGUUAACCCAUCCAAAGCCACAGUGAAAGGAAAGGAGAGAGAUUUUGUUCUAAUCAACCAGCUGUAUCAUGUGUUUAAUGUUUGCUGGGUUUUUCUGGUUUUGUUUUGUUUUCAAAUCGGGGUGGGAGUGGACGUAACUUCACAAACCUAAUACAGUAACUGUUUUGCAUCUUCCAUGUUUUAUGCAAAAGCAGACAUUUAAAUCAAUAAAUAAUUGUGCCCUAGGCUGAAAGUUAAUGUUUAGGAGAGGAAAAAAAUUGUUGGAAUUUUUUCUACAUUUUUUUGUGAAGAAUCUUUUUUGGAAAGGAAGGAUACAUAUUUUUGUUGUGUAAUAUUUUCUAUUUUUGAAUGCAUUUUAUUGGUACAAGACUGUUUUUUUGGUGAAGACAUUAUUUAAAAAAAAAAAAAAGAAAAAAACUAAUCGAAAAGUUUGCCCUUAAGGAUAUGCUGCAGUUUUGAGGUUAAAAAAAAAACUGAUUCAAGAUGCGUGUUAAAAGUAGGGAUUAUAUUGUUGUUUUUUGUAAUUGUUACAAGAAGAAGUUUGUACCCACUGCUGUUUAUUUUGUUUCAGAUGAGUAAGUAAAGGGAUUGUUCUUGUUUUAUUCUUUUUUUAGAGAAAAAAAAAGCUAUUUAUGAAAUGUCAAAAACACUGGACUGUGAGUUUAAGUGUGGAAGCAUUUUACCACCCUGUGUCUUCGACCAAUUAUGGGAAACCCCUUUUCUCUUCCCCCCCGCCUUAGCCUUGCCAAAUGAGAAAAAUGUAACAGCUGUCAGCCCUGCUUUAAUUUUUAUGGUUUGAAAAAGUCAGAAAACCAAAGUUAAAUUUGUUUCUGAAAUCCCACUGUCCGUAGCCCUUUUUUGUAUGACACAGCCAGUUGACUCUGCCUCUCUGUCUUGGAUCAUUGCCUUCUUAAGGACUGGGGGCCAACUCUGAUGCAGCAGAGGCAUAAAGGUGGUGAGCCUGAGAGUUGAGGUCUCACGAAGUCGAUGUGAGUGGGACUUCAACUUCUCAGUAGGCAGCCAUGCUUCCCCAUCCCGCGGCCAGGCUGCCGAGAGAGCCCAAUGCUGACCUGCCUGAGGAGAGAGCCCCCCAUAGCCUCCAUCCUCAGCUUCUAAGCCCCCUCCUGUUACCAUCGCUCUCCUUUCUGGCUUUGCCUUUCUCAGCAGCCCACCUUCCAUGGAUGGGGUGGGGAGGAAGGAUCCAACUGAAGGAAAUGGCUGUGGGCGCUGUGAAGCUACCCCCAGCCCUGGGGGAGGUAGGGCAAGAGACCCUCUAGCACAAGGGAUCUUGCCUGCCUCACAUUUGACCCCAUGGCUGGUCCAUCCAUCUGCUCACUGUGAAGAUGGAGAGGUGGAAUGCCCUAAGGCUGUUCAAUAGCUUUUCCAUAUUUUUUCAACAUUGAAAAAAUAAUUUUUAAAAACUGUGAUUUAAAAAAAAAAUCAUUUGGCUGGAGGGAAGGGAAAAGGGAAACCAAAAGCUGUAACAUGAUUAACUGGAGAUAUUUAACUGGGGGCACUUUCUAGACCAAGACAAAUGAAUUCCGUUCUGGACCCAAAAGCAGCCAAAUCUUGAGACUGUCAAUGACAGAAUGCUGAAGAGAGGCCUUCCCUUCCUCCUUUCUCUUUUCCUCUCUCUGUCUCAAACUCUCUCCUGUUCUCCUUUUCCACCUUCCCUUGGACUUCAUCUACCACAGCGGCCCUUGGACUCAUGCGCGCGCACACACACACACACCCUUGCAAAAUACCAUUUUUCUUAAGGAUUGUGGGACCGAAUAAAAUCAUGUGCCUUCAUUUUUUCCUUUUAUUGUUAGGUGAACCUCUUCCUUUUUACAAAAAGAUAAAUAAAUAAGGGAGGUUGAAGUGUUAUGGAGCACUUGGGCGUCGUUUACAAAGUAAGUUUUGUUUAGCACGUUCCCCCUAAGGAUUAACACAAACAUUUCAACCGCUUCACCCGUGCUCUUUGGACGUUUCGGAGCAUCAAGUAACCAGAUGCAUGACAGCCCAAAUCCAUUUGAUUUUAGAGCGAUGCCUGAAAAUUUUAUUUCCUACACUUUUUGAUCUUUAUCAAAAAUGAGGUGAGCAAUGGCAAGCAGCCUUGUUCUCCCAAUUUGGUGCUUUUGCGUGUGGCUGGGGUGGGCGUAGGGGUGGGGGGAGUGGGUCUGUUUAGACAAAGGGUGCAUUCCUAAAGAUCUCUGGUGCUGAAGGGCCUCCAGUUCCUUUCAGAGACUGCAUUUGACACACUUUAAGUACCCCCGAAUGGUAUCACAUGCAAUAUUUUAAUGGAGCAAUGGGAGAGGCUCUUUGAAACGGGGUUUUGCAUCUUUUUGUAACAUUUUGAUUUCUCUGGUGCCUUAUUCCUACUCGUCGCGGGCACUCACAUACCCACAGGGAGCAGACGAGGAAGUCAGCCUCCCGAGUGGGGUCGCCUGGGUGAUGCUUGAGCGGGCGGGGCGUGGGGACGGUGGUGUCCGUUGGUGGGAGGGGACUAGAUGGCAUCUCUUAGCCGAAGCCAAGCAGGAACUGCACAAAUCCACACAAAGUUAACAAUUCCGACCCGUAAUACACCGCACAUUCAUCCUUCCUCAUCUGAGCUUCCUUUCCUUCCUCCUCUUCUAUCUCUGCCUUCUCGUAAAGGUGCUGCUGCUGCUGCUGCUAAGGUGCCCGGAGUCCAGAACGCCCAGAAUCACUCAGGCACGAGCCUGGCACUGCCACGUCAGCCCCUGGCACGACCAAACCCGGGUUUCUCUUGCUGGGGGCUGAAAACCAUCAGAUUUUUCUCAUCAAAAAUGUUUUCCAAGGAAUCAGUGGAUUACAGUUAUUCUGCAUUGAAAAUGCACUUUAAAAAAAUAAAUCAAAGCUCCAGACUGUUUAAAAUGUACAGAGGGAGCAGGGGAAAGAUAAACACGUGCUAGUGUCUGAACCCAGUUCAGUUUAUCUCCAGUUGAAACAAUAUACACUAUAUUAUGUAUAAAUGUAUACACACUUCCUAUAUAUAUCCGUAUAUAUAUAUAGUGUAUAUAUUAUACAUGUAUAGGUGUGUAUAUGUGCAUAUAUACACACAUGCACAUAAUAAAUCCAGAUGCUCAUUACAAAACCAGAUACUACACAAACAGCAGCAGAGGAAACAAGGUUGGACUCUUGCAACAGAUCACAAAAAAUAAAAACAGCCACUUGCAGUGACUUUGGUCAUUUCUGUAUGUUCACAAAGAAUGGAUUGUAACAAAGAAAAAAGGAACAGUGUUAGUGAAAGAGGAAAAAUGGGCGAAACCAUCUUGACCCAACAGGAAUGCAGUAAUGUUCUGUAUCAUUUCACCUAUUUCUUUUAGUCACAUUGAUUUGAUUUCAGUUUCUGGCUAUUACAUUUUUUUUUAACUCAAGUGACCCACAACAAACUGAACAAAACAACUACAGUGAAAGCCCUUUUCAAUGGAAGAUGUCAGAAAUCUCAAAACCCUUGGCCUGGCUCAGAACUACCAUGUGCAAAUCAGUACUCUCUUAAUGUUUGAAAUAAAACUGAAAAAAAAAAAACUUUUUGAAGCACCUUAAUGUGGCCAUCCAUUCAAGGAAUGGGUGCCACUUUUUUUCUUUGAGCACCUUAUUGACGUGUUUUGCUAUCUGCUGUCUUUCUGUUACCUAUUGGCUGAAUGGCUAGCUGUUAACACACACAUGUGCACAGACCAGAGGUCUGGGCACGUGUGUUCUCAAUGAAGUUUACUGUGGUGACUGCUGAAAGGUGAACCCAUUUCCUGAUCUUCCCGCCACAGUGUUGUGAUAAGAUUCGAAGAGACCCUAUUCCCUGCACAGAAAUGUUUCUUAUCACAUUGUAUCUUAGAAUGGAAAGGAAUAUGGUCCCUUUUUUGCAAUUGCUACUGUGUACACACACACACACACACACACACACACACACAUGCACAAACAUAUUCAUUCGUCCAUGUGGUAUUUUCAGUGUCUGUGUGGGUGUCACUGUUUACGCAGUUUCAAUUUCCCAGGAAUUUUGAAUGGAGGGCAACUUUUCUAACCAGAUUGUCUUUUCAGACUGAAGACCUGGGGAUUGGGGAAGAGUUUGGAAAGAGGGAGAGGCAAGGAAAAAGAGAGCUUUAAAUGGAAAGAAUGAUUUCCCACAAGGAACCUGGCCUCAAUGACUGCAGAGACUCUACCCUCCUAUCUUUGCAGGUGGGCAAGGGACACUGCUUGUAUCCAUCUGUGUACCAUGCAAACCCAUGUAAACACAGAGACACACAUCCAUCCAUCCAUCAGUAUACACACGUGGUUCAGGAUGAGCAGGUCAAUAGUUUUGAGAGGGAGUUUGUUCCUUUUUUUUUCUCAUUAUACUCUUAAAUUGUUGUCAGUUAUCAAACAAACAAACAAAAAAUUGUUUUGAAAAACCUUGCAUACGCCUUUUCUAUCAAGUGCUUUAAAAUAUAGACUAAAUACACACAUCCUGCCAGUUUUUUCUUACAGUGACAGUAUCCUUACCUGCCAUUUAAUAUUAGCCUCGUAUUUUUCUCACGUAUAUUUACCUGUGACUUGUAUUUGUUAUUUAAACAGGAAAAAAACAUUCAAAAAAAGAAAAAUUAACUGUAGCGCUUCAUUAUACUAUAUUAUUAUUAUUAUUAUUAUUGUGACAUUUUGGAAUACUGUGAAGUUUUAUCUCUUGCAUAUACUUUAUACGGAAGUAUUACGCCUUAAAAAUACGAAAAUAAAUUUUACAAGGUUUCUGUUUUGUGUGGAAGAGUAAUUGAUGUUGCUAAGAAUGAUGUUUGUUUUUUGGGGUUUUUGUUGUUUUUUUUUAAAUGUUACCAGCACUUUUUUUGUAAGUUUCACUUUCCGAGGUAUUGUACAAGUUCACACUGUUUGUGAAGUUUGAAUAUGAAGGAAUAAUUAAAAAAAAAAAACUCUUC
Molecule: messenger RNA, 38494 nt
Organism: Camelus dromedarius (Arabian camel)
Lineage: Eukaryota; Metazoa; Chordata; Mammalia; Artiodactyla; Camelidae
Gene: ZBTB20
Product: zinc finger and BTB domain containing 20
Exons: 9
Coding region: 12004-14229 (741 amino acids)
Biological process (GO): regulation of transcription by RNA polymerase II
Molecular function (GO): protein binding; RNA polymerase II cis-regulatory region sequence-specific DNA binding; DNA-binding transcription factor activity, RNA polymerase II-specific
Source: RefSeq, a predicted model, not a curated record